GACCAUGACUGCAUUUUGUCGCGUGCUGGGAAUUCGAGGAUCGCUGAGGGCAGCCUACGUUGCCAAUGGCCUCAAAACCACAGCCAGGCGCUAUGCAACGGCGUCAGAACCGUUGAAACGUACCGGCCUGUACGAUUUUCACGUCGCAAAUGGCGCCAAAAUGGUGCCUUUUGCUGGAUACUCCAUGCCUCUUGCUUAUGGCGAUGUAGGCCAAGUUGCAAGCCAUAACCAUGUCCGGAACAGCGUCGGAUUGUUCGACGUAGGACACAUGGUCCAGUCCAACUUCCGGGGUGCAACGGCAACUGAAUUCCUGGAAUGGUUGACACCUUCGUCACUGUCCUCGCUCCCAGCCUACAGCUCCACGCUUUCCCUGCUCCUCAACGAGAAGGGAGGAAUCAUCGACGAUACUAUAAUCACAAAACAUGCCGCGGAUGCGUUCUAUGUUGUCACCAAUGCUGGACGCAGGGAACGUGAUUUGGCUUGGAUCAAGGAGAAGCUGGAGGAGUGGAAUAACAGUGAGGCUGGGAAGAAGGGUCCUGUGGAACUCGAAGUCCUUGAGAACUGGGGUCUUUUGGCUCUCCAAGGGCCCAAGGCUGCAUCUUACCUCCAAAGUCUCACUUCCUUCGAUUUGAACCAGCUGCUCUUCGGAAAGGCUGCCUUUGUCCCUAUCGAGGGCUUCAACCUCCACGUUGCUCGAGGUGGAUAUACUGGAGAAGACGGUUUCGAGAUCUCAAUCCCACCUUCGCAAACCGAAGAAGUCGCUAGGCUCUUGUCCAAAAACCCUGUUCAGCUCACCGGUCUCGGAGCUCGAGACAGCCUUCGUCUGGAGGCUGGUAUGUGUUUGUACGGCAACGAGAUUGACGAGAACACUGGUCCUGUGGAGGCUGGAUUGACAUGGGUCAUUCCUAAGGAGAGGAGAGAAGCCGGUGAAUUCAUUGGUGCUGAUGCCAUUCGCAAGCAAAUCAAGGAAGGUCCUUCUCGCAGGCGUAUUGGCUUGAUCGUGGAAGGCGCCCCUGCACGACAGGGCGCAAAGAUUGUCGGCCCCGGGAACGAGGAAAUUGGUGUCGUCACGUCUGGAAUUCCUUCACCUACCCUCGGUAAGAACAUUGCCAUGGGAUACGUCAAGAAUGGUCUCCACAAGAAGGGCACCGAGCUCCAGGUGGACGUCCGAAACAGGCUGAGGAAGGCUGUCGUAACACCGCUACCGUUUGUGAAGGCAAACUACUACCGCGGCUGAUGCGGUCUGUAAGCAUAGUAAGGCCAACCUUCGACUUGCCCGCAUAGAAAUUCUAGAUCUAUUCCAUUGUUCUCACUUUUCUUGUACUCACAAUCUCAGCGCGUUUUGAAAGCAAAUG
Molecule: messenger RNA, 1355 nt
Organism: Coprinopsis cinerea okayama7#130
Lineage: Eukaryota; Fungi; Basidiomycota; Agaricomycetes; Agaricales; Psathyrellaceae
Product: aminomethyltransferase
Exons: 8
Coding region: 5-1237 (410 amino acids)
Biological process (GO): glycine catabolic process
Cellular component (GO): mitochondrion
Molecular function (GO): protein binding; aminomethyltransferase activity
Source: RefSeq, a predicted model, not a curated record